Messenger RNA from Esox lucius (northern pike), 5850 nucleotides. RefSeq names its product microtubule associated tumor suppressor 1a (gene mtus1a). Gene Ontology annotation, molecular function: microtubule binding. The transcript has 16 exons. Gene Ontology annotation, cellular component: cytoplasm; nucleus. The record is from RefSeq and is a predicted model, not a curated record. Lineage: Eukaryota; Metazoa; Chordata; Actinopteri; Esociformes; Esocidae. Bases 677 to 4819 code for a protein of 1380 amino acids.
UGGAGCUGAAGCGCUAGCGGAGCUGGACCUUGACUUCCCUGGGGGGUUGCCUGUGUCCUGAGCCCUGACGGACUGAGAGGCUGCCCUGCGGCUCCUACAGCUCUGCUACUCUGCUGGACUGAGUUGCGUUCCCACAGGGAGGGGGAUCAGAACGGACUAUUCCGCCCGAUCAGAGAAGAGGUCCGUGUUAGUUUGGCUGUGGGUGUUACUGAUGCACGGCUGAGUUUGAGUGCCUGGAGGGGUGUGUGUGUGUGUGUGUGUGUAAAGAUCUGUGUCGGAGCAGUCAUCCCCAGCCAGUGUUAAUGCUAAUGCUAGCCCACACAGGGUGGAUGAGGCAUGGCUGGUUUGUUUUAUUGCUCCGGGAAGCACUAAUGGGAUUGUCUUAGUGAGGGAAAACUCAACCUGGCUAAGCUGAGAGAGAUGUGGCCUGAUACGGAUGUACAACACCUCUGACUGACUGGAAACCUUUUAUUGUGUCACUGGGAGAGGUGUUCUUAGUGGUGAUUCUGUAAGAAGAAAUCAUCUGUAACUGGACGCCAUAUUCCAAUAGAUUGUUGCCCAACAAUGUGAAGUGAAACCCAUGGAAAUGAUAUUCAGCAGCUUUGAAAACAGAUGUUAUGUAAAUGAAAGGGUUCUGUAGACCCAUCUGUGCUGAACGUUUAACGUUCUUGCCAACAUGUCCAGCGAGCAGAGAUGUGUGACGUCUAAGAGUGGACCCUUGUCACACGGCCGCCUGCGGCUGGCCCUCUCUUCAGGCCCAGGGGACCGGAAUGGCAACCCGGAGGCCUACAUUGGGGUCUCCUCUCCGGACUCUCUGAGGAGCUUCAGCAGCCUGAGUGACGGAGGCUCCUCUAGCCCUCAUGACGUGGACAUGGAGUGUUGCCAUGUUGAGGGCUCCCCGCCCCUGGUCAAGAGUCCCCCGGAGCGCCUGGGAAAUGAACUUGUUCAAACGCCCGGCUCCGGCUGUGUGAACGCCGCCCUGGCCCGCUGGAACAGUAAUAUCACUCUGGUGUACCCCGGUGACAGCCGCGGUGCUGUCUCCCCUGAGGGGGAGGAGAGCUCAGUGUCACCCUGUCCCUCUGGGGAGAACAACUGCUCCAUCAGCUCUGGGGAGAUGGUGACGAGGAGGAACAGCUUUUGCUUGCAGGAGGGUGACACACUCACCGUGUCUCUGUCUCUGUUGGAGUUGUCCACAGGUUCCUCUGCCCAUGUGUCCUCUGCUCUGCCCGCUGACCCAGGCCCGGUACUGCUGUCAGUGUCCAGCGCAGACCUAUGUGAUGUCUUCCUGGAGGACAAACCCGCUGGCACCGACGCCGGACGGGAAAACUCAAGCCCUCAGCCCUGGGGAAUGACCUUUAUCCACUCAGAUGAUCACGAUAUCCCUUCUGAGUGUGACGAACUGGUGCUGCCUCGGCCUCCUCUGGAUGUAGAACUUUCCUCUGAGUUAAGGGAUAUGCACCAAGGUGUCUUCCUGUGUGAGCCGGCCCUGUCUGCUGCAUAUGGAGGCGCUUCCCUGGCCCCCAGUGGGGAGAAACGCUCCGAUGCUGGGCUGCGGCCGAGUUUCGGUGGAGGAUCCACCAAUGAUAGGACCUUCGUUCUGCGGUCUUCAGACGAACUGGACUCUAAAAGCCCCACACAUACCUCCACCCCAGUGGGGGGUGUUGGAAACAUGCCCUUAGACUACCUCUCCCUCGCGGAGUCCCCCUGCGACGAACCACAAAGUCACCCUGAGAGCCCAGCAGUCCAGGCGCCUGCAGUCAAGCGAGGAUCAGCCACAAAGCUCUCAACGUCAAAACCACGCUCGGUCGCCAGACUGAACCCGGGAUCCGCUAACAGAAUCAGCAGAGCAGAAAUUAAAAGAUUCAGCAAGCCCGAUUUCAGCAGUGUGAGACCCAAGAUCAUGUCAAGACCAGCUCAUUCCCUGACAAUGGGAAGCCAUGCACUUACAAAGAAUAUGCCACGGAAACAAGAAAUCCCCCAUUGUAAUAGAACAUCUAAAGCUGACAGGAACACUCCGAUUAGAAACACGCCUAGUAAACUAGUCACAAUGGCAAAUGACCCCUCAAGGGGUGUUGUGAAGGACAAUGCUGGGCCUGACUGGCUCAGUGCAACAUUUAUCCAGCCUGGUGAUCACGAAAUGUCUCCCGCUGGGUCUCCUGUUGCUCCUCUCUGUCUGAUUGAGGAGGCAGAGUGUCGAACGUCGCUUAGUGACUUCCCCUCUGCUGCGGCUGGAUGUGCACCCAGCAGUGAGGCCAGUUCAGAGGCUGAGCACAGGGCUUCUAACCUGGGAGGGCGACUUCCUUUUGAGUGGCCUGGAAACCAGACCUUUUCCCCUUCUCCCUCAGAGUCACCUUCUGCAGAAAGGCAGGCUGAAGCUACACCAGCCCCAGGCAGUACUGCUAAGGUUGACGACGGUGAAGUUCUCCUCAAGCACUGGAAAAGACCUGGCUCCGCCUCCCCGGCCUCCUCGACAUCCAAUCAGGACAAGGUGCUGGUGUUACAGCGUCGCUCCCGUUGUUGGUCGGAUAGUUCCUCCACUACAUCUACGUCAACACUACACAGGGAGACCAGAGCCUCCAAAAGCAGCUCAGCUAGCUUCAGCAGCCCCAAGCGUUUCAUCCAUCUGGGCCCGGGCCUGGACAGACCAGCCUCCCAGAACUGCUCUGCUGCCCACAUAAAACAGCCUGGGAGCAGGAAGGAAACAGCGGAAAGGAACCGCAAGGAGAUUAAGAAAUUCAGCCUGGUGACAGCGUCCUCAAAGCUGGCGGUUGGGGUCACGUUAGAAGCGGGAACUGUGUAUGACGGGACUAAGAGCGGAUUUGGAGCACAGCCCUCCCUGAACAGAGCCAGAGCGGCCACAGCUCCAGCCACCCACCCCAGACCUCCCCCUCCAGCAGCCACAGCUCCAGCCACCCACCCCAGACCUCCCCCUCCAGCAGCCACAGCACCAGCCAGCCAGGCUCCAGCCACCCACCCCAGACCUCCCCCUCCAGCGCCCAGGCCCAGGCAGGGGAGAGAUGUCUGGAGCAAUGCCUCUGGAGGUAUGGGUUCGCCAAAAGCCAAACGGAGCACCAAAUCAGGUUCUCAGAAUUCCAGGACAUCAGAGGGACCUUCUGUUGGGAGCUCUUUAGCCAACGGCAUUACUAAGCCCCCAGUGGCUGUGUCCAGACCCCGCCAGACCUCUGGACAGCCACUGGCUGUGGGCUCCAGCCAACCCACUGCCCCUCCUGCUGCGUCCUCCUCCAGACUGCCUUACAAACCCCAGAAUGUCUCCAGAAGCAUCCCUUUCAAAGCCAGUGAACACGAUAUUGUGGCCACGGGAAACACACAAGUUUCUUCAGGCGCUGCCUCAUCCAAGACCACAGUGUUUAAAGCCCGACUUCUCACACACCCGGGGAGGAGCACUGUGCCAGCUUUGGCAACCGGAUGCAAGACUGCAGGGUCAUCUAAUCAGGUGCCCUCAAGGCCCGGAGCCACUCCACUGAAGAGAAGCGCUUCGUCAAGACUAAUUCGCCCUGCCGCCGUUCCACUGGUGGAUAAGACCCGUCACAGGGCGACGCCGCGUAGCCAGCCUCCUCCGCAGCCUCCUCCGCAGCCACCGGUGCUUCCGCCGGCCCGGAGCGAUGGCCGCCCAAAUCUGGUGCCGGCCGGGGGUGCGGAAAUCCACCGGCCGCGGUCUGAGUGGGAGGACCGGAGCCUUCAGCAGCUCCAGGGACUCCUGGUCGCCAGUAACUGCAGAUUUGAGGCUAUGGUGGUGGUCCUGCAGCAAGCCCUGAAACAGCGAGACGAAGCCAUGAAGCAGCGGAGGGACCUGUCCCAGGAGCUGAUCACCCUACAGGGCCAGCUGGUGAGCUCGACCCAGUCGUGUGAGCGUUUGGAGCAGGAGAAGGAAGAGGUGCGUGGGGCGUUGGAGGGCGUGCUCCAGAGGAUGCAGGAGCAGCACCACACGGAGAUGGCCCAGCUAGAGGAGAGGCUCAGGGACUUCUACCAGGCCCAGUGGGACCAGAUCCAUCUCACCUAUCAGGAUCAGGCUGACCAGUACAAGGCCCUCAUGGAGGAGCAGAUGGCGGAGUUGACAUCAAACCAUGAGGCCUUGAAGCUGGAGUUGGAGGCCAACCACUGUCAACAGAUCGAGUGUGUAAAACAGCAGUAUGAAGGCUCACUAGAAGAGCUCAGGAAAGCUCAUGAACAGGAACUGCAGACAUUGGACAAAACACUGAAGGAAACAGAAGCCACAUUAUCCGGACAUAUUCAGGAGCUCACAGAGGAAAACACAGCCCUGAACCAGAAGCUGAAAGCUGAGGAGGAGCGGAGGAGGGAGCUGGCUGAGAGAGACGUGAAGGACUCCCACACCCUGUAUCUGGAGCAGGAGCUGGAGAGCCUUAAGGUGGUGAUGGACAUCAAAAACAAACAGCUGCACCAACAGGAACACAAGCUCAUGCAGAUGGACAAACUGGUGGAGAAAAGCGUUAAACUGGACGAGUGCCUUAAAAAGGUCCAACAGGAGAAUGAGGACCUGAAAGCGCGCAUGGAUAGACAUGCUGCUCUGUCCAGACAACUGUCCACAGAGCAGGCCAUGCUGCAGGAGUCUCUCCACAAGGAAUCCAAGGUGAACAAGCGCCUGUCCAUGGAGAACGAGGAGCUCAUAUGGAAGCUCCACAACGGGGAUCUCAGCAGCCCCCGCAAGAUGUCCCCCACCUCCCCCACCCACCACCCCCUCGGCCUCCAAUCACCCCGCAGCUCUGCGGUCAUCACCAGCCCCGUCCAAUCACCCCGCAGCUCUGCUGUCUUCACCAGCCCUCCCGUCUCACCCAGAUAACAGAGGCCCACCGCUUCCAGGAAGCAGCCUCUCUCCUUUCGAACUGGGCCGAGUCAUCCUGCCGUACUAAAGAGCUAUGUUAGCUGACAGGGAUUGCAGCAUGGCACCCGCAGAUGAUUGCAGUAUUCCUGAACAAAUCUAUUUCCUUUAAAGACUUUCAGUGACUAUGAGAGAAGACUUUGUUGCACAGAAGCACUUACUGAGCGAGGCCAGUCCUUGUUCUCUGUUGGCCUUUCUUGUCUUAUUGUAGGAAGAAAAAUAGAUAUCUCAGGAUUUGUAUAUAAUAAGACAAUAUUUUUGUUACUAUUCUUCUCAGUGGUUGACAACCUCUUGUCUUUCACACUCAAAGUGCUGUGGGAAGAGUGUUCUUGUUCUGUGUGUUGACUGACAGUUAACAUGUUGCUAUGAGAAUCAGCAUGGCUAUAAUUCCAAAAAUAACAUUGAAUAUCCUCCAAUUGUUUGUGAAUCCUACAUUAAUCAUUGAGUAUAGUAAUUAAGGGAAAUGACAAAUAUAAACAUGAAUCCAUCUACUCAAUACUAUCGUAUUCAUUUACAAAUGUAUGUGGGACAGAUAAUUGGAGCUUACAUAGUAGAUAGGACUGAUGAAUCCGCAUGUUACAUUAAUUCAUCUUCAUGUCAGAUAAGGAAUCGUGUUUUGGGUUUUAAAAGGUUUAUUAUUGGGCAGUAAUUUCAAUGGUAAUUAAUGGACAAUCUCCUGUAAUUAUCUACUUAAUUGCUCAGUACUAUAGUUUGGUGGUCUGACUUGAAGCUGUUUUUAAUAUUGGUUUUGUUAGUUUGUUUGACCAUGGGACCAAGACUGCGUGGUUGAUGGCCUGAUGUCUCAUACUCCCCUUCACCAAAUCCUCCUACUGCAGGUUAAAGUAGAGAAGUCUUUAAGACGGCACUACAACUCAAAAGCAGAGAGAAGCUAAGUGUGCUGAUCUUGGAUGUCAAAAUUUGUAAACGUGGAUAUUUUUUUGUGUGUUCUGUUUAAAAUAUGCAAUUAAUAAAGUCAUGAAAUCUGAAGCUGA